Molecule: messenger RNA, 2742 nt
Organism: Corythoichthys intestinalis (scribbled pipefish)
Lineage: Eukaryota; Metazoa; Chordata; Actinopteri; Syngnathiformes; Syngnathidae
Product: zinc finger protein 813-like
Exons: 4
Coding region: 332-1543 (403 amino acids)
Biological process (GO): regulation of transcription by RNA polymerase II
Cellular component (GO): nucleoplasm
Molecular function (GO): DNA-binding transcription repressor activity, RNA polymerase II-specific; RNA polymerase II cis-regulatory region sequence-specific DNA binding
Source: RefSeq, a predicted model, not a curated record
CCGCAGAGAGGUGUGCCGUGGUCCGGUCGUGGACCGCAGUCCGCUAAUUGAGGACCCCGGCUCUAUAUUAUAUAUUGCAGUACUGUACUACCACUACUACCAACUAGGCCUAGUAUUUUUUGUUUUCCUACAAAUAACUGCAAACUACGUGUUCUGUGAGAUAAGCCAAGAGUUGGCGACCGUAGCCUCAUCAUUACGGUAAUGAGCGUCACGUAACGGAAGUGCUAUUGUUGUAGCAUUUGGCAAGAUCAAGGCUACCUACUCCUAGCUGCUUUUGCGUUCCAUUUUUUUCCUCGCCGACGAUACUUUUCCACCGGCAUCGGGCUGACUAAUGUCAACAAACAUGCCGACGGACAAUUUGAAUCUUGAGUCGCAGCUUUUGUCCAUCAUGGACGUGCUGGUGAAAGCGGCGGUGCUGGAAAUAAACCAGCUAUUCUCAGAGAGCUCGGCGUCCCUGCGGCUCCACCUCAGCCAGAGCCUGAGGGACAACGAGAACCUGAGGAUGAGGAUGAAAACGAUGAGGAGCGAGAUCUUCUCCCUCCGCCUGCAGACCAGGAGCAAUCGGCCAGCCAGUCGCUUCUCCGCCUUCAGAGCAAAUGUGAACAAAACCCGAAGCAAAACACCAGUUGUCUUAAAGCCUCCAGCAACCCAAGAAACUGCUUCAGCUCCUGUGCACGUGGCAGCUGAGGCAUCCCCUCCUCAUUCUAAAGAGCGUGCCGUUGAAGACAUCCCUGAUAUCAUCUUGAUCAAAGAUGAAGAAGAUACUGGACUAGAAAGCGAACCAACUGAAAGUCAUGAUGCCUUCAUAAAUCCCUCUGCACAGAGAGAGAGUGUAGCUGCUGUGGCACCAAAUUCAGAACCAGCUGGAUGUUCUUCUCAGAUAGCAAGUAACGAGGAGCUGAAAAUCGUUAGCGUUCACGGGCGAGCGCAUGGGCCUCUCCAGGAUGAGAUUGAAACUCUCUUUGCUGCGGCUGACCAGCAGGGUAUUAACUCACAGGAAGUUUUCCAUGAUGGUUUCUUGAACAUCCUCCCUGGUGGCAGUGACAGAGCCGCGCUGAGAAACAACCAGCUGGACGGAAUUCACUCCUCUCAAACGAACUCAUUAAGAACAGUGGACAGUAACGGAAGACAUCCCGGUCACAUGGUCCAGUACCCCCAGCAGAUAAACCCUGUCUUGCCAUCUCACACUGUCAACAAAUCCAUGGAUUGCAAUUUCUGUGGUGUGUACUUCCCCAACCGCGAGGAGCUGAUGGCGCACCGGGCAACACACACGGCGGAGCCGCUAAUUUCCUGCUCAAUGUGCGGAAAAUCAUUUGCCAGCAGGACCACGCUAGGCAUCCACAUGCGCAUACACACGGGAGAGAAGCCUUACGCGUGCUCACUUUGCGGGAAGCGCUUCACACAGAACGGUAGUCUAAAAAUCCACUUGAGGACUCACUCGGGGGAAAAACCGUACUCAUGCUCCCAGUGCAAGGCCAGUUUUAACAACCCGAGCAAUCUCCGCAGGCAUAUGAUCACACACAAUGCUAACGGACCACUCUGACUGUGAGAAACAUCAUAUACAGUGCAAUGACACAAAGUAAUUGCCUGGUUCCCACAAAUACAACACAAGUAAAUAUAAAAUGCAGUUUUGAAUGAAGAUUUUAUUGAUAAUUAGCACUCCUGGCAGCAAAGACAAAUUAGCGAUAACUGGUUAGGAGUUUUUGUUCAUUGCUGUGGAAGUAUUUUGGCUUACUGAUCUUCUGAAAAAUACUAUAACAUAAGCUUUUUAUCAUCUGCCUUACCAUCUGACCUGGAUUGAAAUGCAAACUUUGACUUAGCCAUAUUUAACUUUCGUUUUGUUUGUAGCCAUUCAGAGAUAGACUUCCAGGUAAUACAAGUGUAAGAAAUUUGCAAAAAUAAUAAAUCAGGAAGGGCAAAUGCUUUUUCAUGUCACUGUUGUGUUUUCUUUGCAGUUUUUAAUGCACCUGAACAAACAAGAAGCAUUUUGUCACUUUCCUUUUUUUGUCCACAAAAAGUGAAAGUAAAACAACAUGAAUGACUCAUAUGCUACUUACUGUAAGUGGAUUGGCUAUUGUGAUAUAUGACUAUUAUAAAAUCAGGACGGGGCAAUUCAUGUCACUAUUGUAUGCUUUCUUUGCAUGUUUUGUGAAAAUGUCUAGUAGUUUCAAUGUGGUUUGGAAACAAAACAAAUAUGGCGUGAUACGAAUACCAGCAAUUGCAACUGUGUAUACAGUCAUACACCCCGAUGACCAAAAUCAAUCCAAAUGAUAUUGCUUUUUAUUGCAUUAAUUCUAUUUCCCUUUCCCCAGCCACCAUCAGCGACAAGUGAAGACAAUGGACAUCAUUGUACUUAUAGUAGAGGUAUUUGCUAGAUUAGAUGAGAUAUAUAUCACCACUUAAACUUAACAUUAGGUUUUAAUUAAUUUCUUUUCAUUGCGUGAUCACAAAAUUGCAGAUUUGAAUUAAACAUUUCUUCCAGUUUUCAGAUCUUUAAAAUGUUGAGUCAAUUUUUGCAGUUUUAAAAGAGUAAAUUUUGUCUGAUUUAUUUUAAACCAGAAAAUUUGACCUAUUGUGACACAUGUCUCAGCGGUAAUUUUUCUUUCAAAGGGUAUUAAAAUGGUUGAAUCUACCUCCAUUGUUGUUAAAAUAGUGUGAGCUUUUUGUACUUUUGUACUGUACUUUCUACUAGAUACUACUGGAGAACCUUUAGUGUGUGUGCGCGUAUUUUUGUGUGUUCUU